UCCAUGCUGCAACGAAGUAAACGACAGAGCUCUGUUGCAAUUUGGGUCCUGUGCUUAUUCCCGCUGGCUGUACAGCUCAGUAGCCGCUGCCAAUCCUGGUGGAGUAAGGGACAGUGUACCAUCGAAACCCUACAUUUGGUGUCAGAAGUGGGAUACGGCGCUGCUGUUCUGAGUGCACACCAUACGGAAGUGAACAUGGGCCCCAAGCAUCAUCAUAAGGUCGUCAAGAUGGGUGAAGCUGCACCAGUGGAGAGCCGGGAGGAGGGUGCUACAGGGGGGCCGCCUGUAGGUUUGCAGUCCGGGGAGGAACCACCGGUGUCAGCAGAUAUGAACUCUAUUUUCAGUAUGGUGCAAAGAUGUCUUCAGUUCCAGAGUGACCUGAGAGAAAGGUGGGACAGAGAGACUGUAAAACAAGAACAGAGAUGGCGGCAGAUGCAGGUGCAAGUCAAUAACCUCAGAGACGAGGUAGAGACACAGCAGAGAGUUGAACCUCAGCCCCAGCCAGGGCCCUCUUCACAGCGGCCAGCCGAGCCAUUCCUUUCAUCCCCGGCCAGGAGCGAGCCAGCAGCAAGGGGCUGGGCUCAGACAGCUGUUCCCAAGUUGGAGGAGGGGGAUGAUAUUGAACAGUAUUUAACCACCUUUGAGCGCCUGGCAGCAGCUUACCAGUGGCCAGAGGUGGACUGGGCUGUGAGAUUGGUGCCAUAUCUUACUGGCAAAGCCCGUGCAGCGUAUGUGGCCAUGGCUGCUGAUGACACAUUGGACUAUAAAAUGGUGAAAGAGGCCAUUUUAACAAAAUAUGAAAUCAAUGAAGAAGUGUAUCGACAACGGUUCAGAGAGCCUGACAUCCAGCCUGGGGAGACCCCGCGGGAGUUCUACAAUCGGCUCAGAGACCUGUAUCAGAAGUGGAUGCAGCCUGAGAAGAAAACCAAGGAGCAGGUUGGUGAGGUUCUCAUUCUUGAGCAGUUCUAUCGCUCCCUGUCUCCGGAACUCAGAGUGUGGGUCAAAGAGCGCAAUCCAACUUCUGCACGAGAGGCAGCUGAGCUGGUGGAGAACUUCCUUGCUGCUAGACGGGGGCCAAAGACCUUCCGGCAGGUGAGGGGCCCCCUUGAUGUUCUUCAGGAGGCCUGGGUCAGCCAAAAGGCCGGGAGCUCAAACAAUGUGCUCGCCUAUGUCCUCCGGAUGAGGGAGAAGAUGGAGGAGGUAACCAAGAUGGUGAGGAAGCGGAUGGAGAGAGUGCAGCGUGGCCAGCAAACCUGGUAUGACAAGGGUGCCAGGGAGAGGUCCUUUGAACCGGGCCAGCAGGUACUUUUGCUUCUUCCCACAGUGGAGAACAAGUUGCUGGCAAAAUGGCAGGGGCCAUACUCCAUUAUCAGGAAGCUUAGCUCCACCACCUAUGAGAUUGAGAUGCCGGAGAGGAGAAACCCGAGGCAGGCAUUUCACAUCAAUCUGCUGAAGGAGUGGAAAACCCGGGAACCUCCACCCAGUCAGCAGUUGUUUGUCCGGGCAGUGAAAGAGGAGGAGGAUGCGGAGGGUGAGUUCACACCUACGAUUCACUCUACUGCCUCACUUGAUCUCUCUCAUCUCUCUCUGACCCAGCAGCAGGAGUUGGAGGCCAUUAUCCCACCAGAUCUUUUCCAGGAGAAGCCAGGAACAACAGAUCUGGUGAAACAUGACAUCCAUUUGAAGGACAGCACCCCCAUCAGGCAGAGAAUGUAUCGGAUUCCGGAGAGGAUGGUCCCAGUGCUGAUGGAGGAGAUUGAGGUCAUGCUGGAGCUGGGUGUGAUAGAGCCUUCCACCAGUGAGUGGAGCAACCCAGUGGUUCUGGUAAUCAAGAAAGAUGGAAGCAUUCGCUUCUGCAUCGACUUCAGAAAGGUAAAUGCCCAAUCUGACUUUGAUGCUUAUCCAUUACCAAGGCUGGAUGAUCUCAUAGAGCAAGUGGGCCAAGCCAGGUUCAUCAGCACACUGGAUCUCUGUAAGGGAUACUGGCAGGUUCCCCUUACAGAGGCUGCAAAACCUCUCACUGCUUUCAGAACUCCCCAGGGACUGUGGCAGUUCACCAAGAUGCCUUUUGGACUCCAGGGGGCUCCAGCCACAUUUCAGAGGCUGAUGAACAGGGUCCUGUCAGGUAUGGGAACAUUCUGUGCAGCUUACCUUGAUGAUAUUGUCAUCUACAGCAACUCAUGGCAGGAACAUCUCACCCAUCUGAAGGAGGUCCUGCAGAGGAUCAAGCAGGCUGGCUUGACAAUCAACCCCCGGAAGUGCGCUUUGGCAAGGCAGGAGCUCCAGUAUCUUGGGCACAUUCUGGGUGGGGGUGUCAUCAAGCCAGUGAAGGACAAAGUGGUGGCAGUCAAAGCAAGAGAAAGACCAACCACCAGGAAGCAGGUCAAAUCCUUUCUGGGCUUGGUGGGGUGGUAUCGACGGUUCAUCAGGGAUUUCUCUGCCAGAGCUGCACCACUUUCUGAUCUCACCAGUACAGCCAAGACCAAGAUUGUCUGGGGAGAGGAACAGGAGAGGGCAUUCCAGGACCUGAAGGAGGCUCUGUGCCAGGAGCCUGUGCUCCAGAGCCCUAACUUCAGCUUGCCGUUCACUGUCCAGACGGAUGCCUCUCACAGGGGAAUCGGCGGUGUGCUUCUGCAAGGAGAAGGAGAGGACAAGAAGCCGGUGGCCUACAUCAGUAGGAAACUCUUCCCCCGGGAGACCAGAUACUCAGCCGUGGAGCUGGAGUGCUUGGCCGUCAAGUGGGCAAUUGACUCCUUCAGGUAUUAUCUGCUCGGAAGAGAGUUCACCCUGGAAACUGACCACAGAGCGCUGCAGUGGUUGGAGUCGAUGAAAGACACCAACAGCCGCAUCACAAGAUGGUUCCUGUCCCUGCAGCCCUACCGGUUCUGCAUCCGCCAUGUACCAGGGAAGCAGAACACCGUGGCUGACUUUUUGUCUCGCAGCGAGCACCGCGAGCCAUCCGAAGGGGAGGGAAAUGUGAGGGAGCUGCAGGCAUCCCCUCACUAAGCAGGUGCACAGCUCCAUUAUGUACACCCCAAACACAUAUAUAUCAGAUUAAGAUGUGUUGUUUAUGCAGUUGUAGUGAUUGUGAUUGUGGCAGUCUGCUAAAGAUGGAUCCUAUUUAGGGGAUUGGUACACACACACACAAUUGGGUUAUUUUCAGAUGUUUUCUUUUGUUAUGUUGUGAAUUUGGCCCUGAUCUCUCUCUCUCUCUGAGGUGGUGCUUGAGAUCAACAUUCUCAUGGAGGCGCGCCCAUGAGAGGGUUGCUGAUGAGGAUCUGGUGUGCGCAAUCAGCCUCAUUGGAGCA
This is a messenger RNA of Myripristis murdjan (pinecone soldierfish), 3308 nucleotides long. RefSeq lists its product as uncharacterized. NCBI's taxonomy places the organism in Eukaryota, Metazoa, Chordata, Actinopteri, Holocentriformes, Holocentridae. The record is from RefSeq and is a predicted model, not a curated record. Bases 4 to 3006 code for a protein of 1000 amino acids. The transcript is spliced from 2 exons.